This is a messenger RNA of Quercus robur (English oak), 3458 nucleotides long. Its product is annotated as L10-interacting MYB domain-containing protein-like. The record is from RefSeq and is a predicted model, not a curated record. Bases 2037 to 3251 code for a protein of 404 amino acids. Lineage: Eukaryota; Viridiplantae; Streptophyta; Magnoliopsida; Fagales; Fagaceae. The transcript is spliced from 7 exons.
ACAUAAAGUGAGCGUUUGGAUAGUCAGUUUUCUGGCGUUUUGCUGCGUUUGCGUUUUGGAGUGCUGGGACCCACGCGCACGCGAGCUGAAGAAAACGCAAGUCUGGGUGCUGCUGAGAAACGCAAGUUUCCUCGUUACGCACCGUUUCACUUAUCCUUCUACACGCACCGUUUCAUUUAAAAGGCUCUACGCACCGUUUCAAUGCAAGAGCUGAAACAAUCAACCCAUUUUGCCUCUUGCGCGUACUGUUCAUGUCUCAAAAUGCUGAGGAAAACGGUGCACAAGCAGAAGCUGUCAAAACAGAGCAUCAACGGUACGCUGUCUGUGUAACGGCUAUCUCCAUUCUCACGGCUUCUGCUUUUUCUCUCAACUACCAUCUGUAUAAUGCUUUCAAUCCCCUUCAAUGCUCCGUCCAAUUCGCCUUCAAUGUCGUUCACCUACCCACCAACCAGCUUUGGGUCAAAACAGAGCACACAUAUUGAUUACUGCAAACCCAGUAGGCAGAACCAAAAGAGAAGAUCCCCUCUGUUCAACAAACACUCGAGCUCACCUUCUCUCCGCUUGGGUCAUCGUCGCCGCCACUCCCCAUCUUUGCAUUCACGGAAGGGAGUUGUAGGAAAAAUGGUUAAGCAGAAGAAAUCAAUGGAGGGUGGUAGUAAUGAUGAAAGAGCUGACUGGAGUGACCCUAAGGAACUAGAGGCUUUUUGUCGGUUUUGUGCUGUUCAAGUCAUGGCGGGCCAAAGGAAGCCUACUGGAUUUUUGUCCAAAAUUGGCCAAAGUGAAGUGAUUCGGCAGUUGGGUGAGAUUGAAAAAGUAGUGACUUGGCUGCAGAUUAAAAACAAAUGGGAUCAUUUGAGAAAAAGGUGGAAGAUUUAUACCAAGUGUUUGGAGAAUGAGACUGGGUUGGGUUAUGAUUCUGUAACUGGGAUGUUUGAUGCACCUGAUGAGUGGUGGACUCGAAAGAUUGCGGCAUGUCCCGAUGCAAAAACCUUGAGAACGAAUGGUUUGCCUAAUCGUGACCUUCUGAACAUCAUGUUUGGAGGCACGACUGCAACGGGAAAAAAUGCAUUCUGCACGAGUGGUCCAAUACCAACGGCAACCACCGAAGGGUCUGGGGACUCCGGUAAUAGCAUAGAAUUUGUUGACCCCCAAUGUGAACCCGUUGUGAAUGUUGACCCAAUGGAGGUUGAAGGUCCAUCAUUGUCGAGGGUAGGACUAGCAGUGAAUAAGGGGAAAGGCCUAGCAACCAGUGUCCACAUCUUCAAGCCAAUUUCCAAGAAACCAAAAAAAAGGCGUUCAACCGCGCAAGAGAUGUCGGACUCUUUGAAGAGUAUCUCAAAUGUUAUUGUUGAAAGAUCUAGUCUAAGUGCCCGUACACCAUCUGCUCCCACAGCAACGGCUCAGGUUAAAGAAAUUAUGGACAUGGUGUUGAGUCUUCCUGGGGUGUACUCGGGUCAUUACCUUCAUUUGUUCAGCACUAUCUACUUCAUGGAAAAAGAGUCGGGUAGACACAUGUUUGCAGCACUUUCCGAUAACAAGGAUAUCCAGCUAAAGUGGCUAGAAAAAGAGUACCAAAGGCACCCUGAUUAUCAUUUUUCGUGAAGGAACAAUAGAUUGUCUCGAUAGGGUUGUGUAGGCUUGGUGUAGUAAUCAAACUUUCAGUGUUGUAUCUAUUGCACUAUUAUAUUUCUUUCUUUUUUAUUCGUAGGAACUAAUGCUUGUUAUGAGUGUGUAUGUAAGACAAUGCUCAUCAUUCCUAUGUGUUUGAGCUAUAUUUAUAUAUGUUUGUCCAAUGCGUCUUUUAUCUGAAUUUUGCAUUUAAUAUUUUAGAAUUCAGCCCUUCUCUUGCUGGUAACUGGAGUUUGUGAUGGAUGGUUGACUUUGCUAGACGCAAGUUUUAUAUUAAUGGAGAAAAUGAGCCAUUUCACAGUUUUGCAUUAGAUAUCAUCCGUAUUUCAAGGCUCUGAAUUGUAAGCUCGAUAUCUUUUGGAUCAUUGUUCAAUAUCUAUAAAGCAGUCUCAAGGUAUACAAAAAGGAUGGAUUUGCUAAACGACUCAUCUGAUUCCCAGCACAAUGACGCAGACUUCGAUCUGAGUGACGACAUUGUACUCGCAGCAUAUCUAGCCGGGUGUGCAUGUCUAGCUUACGUGAAUACCUAUAUGACUAAAGUACCAUUGCAUACGAAUAUACAAACUGGCUUAGAAUGGGUACAAUAUAUUUUAACUGGACAUGAGAAGAAAUGUCGAAGAAUUUUUAGAAUGUCAAGCUAUGUGUUUAGACAAUUGUGUAAUACACUGCGCCAGUAUGGAUAUUACGGUACCAGAGGUGUUUGCGUGGAAGAGUCUCUGGCAAUGACAUUGAUGAUACUUGGUCAUGGUGAGGGUAACAGAAUGGUGCAGGAAAGAUUUCAGCACUCGGGUGAGACAGUGCAUCGACACAUGGGCACGGUAGUUACAUUAUUAGCCACCGUUAUGGCACGGGACAUUAUCCAACCUGCUGAUCGUACAUUUCGGGACGUGCCAGAACAUAUUCAACAUUCAGAUCGAUAUUGGCCACAUUUUAAGGGUUGCAUUGGUGCAAUUGAUGGGGUCCAUGUCCCCGUGGUCAUUGAUGUUAAGGACCAGCUCCCAUACUAUGGCAGGAAGGGGAUCACCACAACAAAUUGCAUGUGCGCAUGUGACUUUGACAUGAAGUUCACAUUCGCAUGUGUUGGAUGGGAAGGAUCGGCGCAUGACACGAGGAUUUUUUACAGCUGCGUCAAUAAUGAGAGUUACAACUUUCCGAACGCUCCAGCUGGGAAGUAUUAUUUGGUUGAUUCAGGAUACCCUAUGAGGAAAGGGUUCCUUGCACCAUAUAAGGGGGAGAGGUACCACAUUGGAGAAUUUCGGCCUUCUGAAGUGCUGCAUCGUCCAGAGGAGAGGUUUAAUUAUCUCCAUUCAUCACUCCGUUCAGUCAUAGAACGAACUUUUGGAGUUUGGAAGAAUAAAUGGAGAAUUUUGAGACAUAUGCCACCUUUUAAGAUGCACACUCAAAACUUGGUCAUUGUUGCUACAAUGGUUCUUCACAAUCUCGUUAGAACACAUGAGAUAAACAAUGAUGCUGAAUGUUCAGGAUCUACAGAGGCCACAUCAUUUGGUAGUGAGACAGGUCAUUACGAUGCCAUGGCAGAAACAAUCUCAAUCUUGGACGAACCUCAGAUGAAACAGGUUCGUAUGCGUAUCACAAGAUCGAUAUGUGCGGACGAUAACUGACUUUUGUGGGGAUCAUAACUGAUGGUUUUUUGAGUUCGUGGAUUUGUUUUGUUAUGAAUCAUAAGGAUCAAGUGUUAAAUCUGUAUCUUAGAAACUUUCAGGACACUUGAUAGUUUAUCCAAAUUCACACAAAAAGUGUUUUGUUGUUGGCACCUUUUUAUGUAUUUUUCACAAGUACAAAUAAGACCAAUUAUCACUUUCGUACUA